This is a messenger RNA of Rotaria sp. Silwood1, 735 nucleotides long. Lineage: Eukaryota; Metazoa; Rotifera; Eurotatoria; Philodinida; Philodinidae. The record is from the annotation of a GenBank genome assembly.
AUGUACACAACAAAUGAAGAUCGUAUUUUAUCAAUACCAUUUCAGAUGAUACGUAGCAAUAUCCCUCAAGUGAUCCCUUUACUUAUUGAUGGAAGAAUUGAAUCAGAUGAGACUGAUUAUGGUGAACAAUGGCCUUGUUCAAAUAUGUAUACCCGUUGUGAUCAUUCAUGGACAUGUGAGAAUAGAAGUGAUGAAACAGGAUGCUUUCAUUCAACAUGUUCUUCUUUCGAACAUGAUUGUGUUUCACCAAUUAACUUAACAAUGAUAUGUUUAUCAAUGAACCGAACUAAUAAUGGUAUUAUCGAUUGUUUCGGUGCUACUAAUGAAAUGACCAUUUGUCGAGAUAAACAUCCAAAUCAAUUGCAAGGAUUUCAUUGUGCAAAUAGUGAUCAAUGUGUUUCAUGUUUAUCAAUGAGUUACAAUCCAAUUGUUCAUUAUUUCAAAUUGGCAUCACCAUCUUCUACUACACAUAUGGAAAACAAACAAGAUGUUAUUUAUUCAAUAUUAAAUAGACCAGAAGAACCAUUUUGGGCUUUAAAAUGCAAUCGUGGACUUCGUCUACGUCAAUCGAUUGGUUUUAAUCAAUUUGUUCCAAUUUGUCUUUGUCCACACUCUUACUAUGGUGGUCAAUAUCAAAAUCAACGUGUUAGUCUUACAUUAAGUAUUUUAACAGAAGAUUUAAAUAAAGAUUAUAUUUUACUUGUUAUGUUGAUUAACAAUGACAAAGAUAAAUAA